GACGGAUUUGCUAGUUUUUCAUUGAUAAAAUUUACGGAAUAUACCGUUCGGUAUCAUCAUCCUUCGGCUGCGGAUACGCAAAGUACCGUUCCAGUUGCACUGUGUGCCACCGGCACGGAACAUCAAAUCAGGGUCGAACUUUCAACUACUCCAGAGUUGGGUGUUGAUUAACGGAGAUUUUUGGAGUGUAUUUUUUCUUGUGAUUUUUUUUUCGAGGAUAUUAUCGGCAUGACGCUCAACAGAGAUCCGGACGUUGUGUGUUUCAAACAUUGCGGUAGAAAAUUUUUCGUAUUUUCAGUUCCCUCGCAAUGCCCAGUUUGCAUGCAAGCCUUUGCACAAUCGGACGAAUUCCUUCCCUUCACAUUACCCUACCCAUUUGUGAACGCAACGCAGUCUCCAUGUUCGGUCGUUCUUCGAUCGUCCUGUGGCGAUUUUCUCAGCAACUUUCAAAACAGCACCAACCUGCACAUAGCGCUAACGGAUUCCUGUGGUUCGAUAGUUGAAUUCGAUAGUCCUGGUUUGCUCUGGACUUUGUCCAAACAGGUGGACAAAGCCCAAUGGCGGCAAUGUUUGUUGAUCAUGCAAGUACCAGAAUCGUGGUACAACGAGUGGGAUCAAACACUCCGGGACGUAAUAGAGAAGGGAGAUUGGAGGCGAAGGAAAUACGAUGAAGAUCGGAUGAAUUGCUAUAGUUUUGUGCUUGACUUUCUUCGGCUCUUGAAGUAUGAGGACUAUGCAGAAUUUGUUAAUGAUAGGGGAACCUUCUCCACCAAUUUUGUAGUGCCUAAAACUGCAUACGCAGCCAAGUAUAUAACCAUUUUCAGAAGAAUCAAAGAAUGUGGAUUCUGGUCAGAAAUAAUCAAUAAUUGUGAUCAACAGGAAAUAUAG
Molecule: messenger RNA, 888 nt
Organism: Ochlerotatus camptorhynchus
Lineage: Eukaryota; Metazoa; Arthropoda; Insecta; Diptera; Culicidae
Product: MKRN2 opposite strand protein
Exons: 4
Coding region: 229-888 (219 amino acids)
Source: RefSeq, a predicted model, not a curated record